UAAUCAUGGACGGUCCUCGACCUUUGCACUAAGCUUCCCUAAACCCCCUCACCUUUCAAAAGCUUCACUAAACCCCCUGACCUUUAUGGCGGCGCCAUUCACGGCCCUUCUGAAAAAAAAAACACAAAAUCGCGGCGCCGCCAACGAUUUAAUCGUUUGCAUGCGUUUUCCUCGCCACCUGUCGACCCACGUGACCUGUCCUCUGUCAGUUGCAACAGUCCCUCUCUCUGACAUGCCGGUUGACUUUUCAAAUUUUAAAAUCAAAAAAAAAAUUAACCGCUCGAAGAAAAAAUAACGAAGGAACAAAACAUAAAUUUAGAGUUUUUAUAGUGAAAGAAUUACAAAAAUGAGAAAGAAAGGAAAAGGAAAAUCAAAGGAAAGAGAACGAACGGGACCACCUGGAACUGCUGGAUGGGGUUUAAUGGAUGAGAGCGAUAGUGACGAAGUGGUGGAAGUGUCACCAGGUUUUGAAUUUUUUCAAAUCAACCUUCACAUUAAUGGGGCAUUGGGGGAAUGGGGUUACCAUGAUGGGGAAGUGUCCACCGGCGUUUAUUCUGUGUCUGGUAUGACUAUGAAGAAAUUAGAUAGAUGGAUGAAAAGAGAAAAAGUUGAGGGCUUAGUUGAUUAUUACUGGAAAGAAAAAGACAAGGAAUUUCAUGAUUGGAUUAGACCGAUAAAUCACGACGAUGAUGCUAUGGAAAUGGCAAGUGCUGGGAAGAGGGACGGAGAAGUGGAUGUCUAUGUUAGGAAACUGACCGUUAAAGACAUUGAGGCUUUAGUCCCUCCGCCCCCCUCGCCCCCACAUGUUGUAAUUGAGGAGAUACCAAAUCCCAAAGAUUUAGCUUAUGUGUAUCCCACUCCCGUGAAAAAAGUAAGGGGUAAACCAUUGGCUACCAAGGCUGGUGGGAGUAAACCACUGGGUACCAAGGCUGUUGGUGAAGGUCCUUCAGAAAGUGGGUGGUCAUGGAUGAGUCCAUAUGUAAGUGAAUAUGUAAGUGAAGGGGCUUCUAUGGUCCAGGGAAAUACGCAGGCUCAGGGGAAUGAAGGGGCAGAUUUUUUGGGACAAACUGACACUGGGAAUGAUGAGGUUGCUGGUGAGCGGGCAAAUGAAGAGGCAAGCGUUCAGAUGGCUGAUGAAGAUUGCCAUGAUAAGGGGGAUGGGGCUGCUGAAGAUUGCCAACUUAAUGGGGCUGAGGCUGGGGCUGUGGAUGGGGCUGAAGCUGAGGCUGGGGCUAUGGAUGGGGCUGAGGCUGAGGCUAUGGAUGGGGCUGAGGCUGAGGCUAUGGAUGUGGCUAUGGAUUUGGCUGAGGCUGAGGCUGGGGCUGCUGAAGAUUGA
This is a messenger RNA of Mercurialis annua (annual mercury), 1336 nucleotides long. RefSeq lists its product as uncharacterized. Lineage: Eukaryota; Viridiplantae; Streptophyta; Magnoliopsida; Malpighiales; Euphorbiaceae. Bases 347 to 1336 code for a protein of 329 amino acids. The record is from RefSeq and is a predicted model, not a curated record. The transcript is spliced from 4 exons.